AUGUGGACCAAUGUGGGGCCUUCGGUUGCAGAGCUAACAGAGCCUCCAGACAGACAUCCUGACUGGCAUACAGACAGACAGACGGGCCGUCAGGGCUGGGGCAGCGACAAAGCGAUCUAUCGUCUGUCCAGUUAUUUCUGGCUCGCCUUCUCUCGCUUCCCUUUGAGAUAUCCGUGCCGUGAGUCUUGUUGUCUACACAAGGGCUUGUGCCAGCCAUUGAUGGUGUCGGUGUUGGUGCCGGUGCUGGUGGUUUUGGGUGGCAAGGUUAGACACUGCCGUGUGGAUUGUGGGCAGCGUAAGGUGUUCACAUGCUGUCCAGGCCACUGUCUCAAGGGUCGGCGGCCAUUUGACUGGAUUCCAUCAAACGGCAACUUUGGCCAAAGAAUUGGCGACACCGCCGCAAGCCUGACCGGUCUUUUGGCAGGAUCGGAUGCAAAAAGACCAACAGCUGACGACCGAGGAACACAAGAACGUCGAGGGAUAGACAACACGAGCGUGGAGUCUUUCAUUGCAUGUGUGUAUCUGUCUUUUUGCUUGUGUGACUGA
Molecule: messenger RNA, 546 nt
Organism: Protopolystoma xenopodis
Lineage: Eukaryota; Metazoa; Platyhelminthes; Monogenea; Polystomatidea; Polystomatidae
Source: the annotation of a GenBank genome assembly